Messenger RNA from Talpa occidentalis (Iberian mole), 545 nucleotides. RefSeq names its product 39S ribosomal protein L32, mitochondrial-like. Gene Ontology annotation, biological process: translation. Gene Ontology annotation, molecular function: structural constituent of ribosome. The transcript has a single exon. The record is from RefSeq and is a predicted model, not a curated record. Lineage: Eukaryota; Metazoa; Chordata; Mammalia; Eulipotyphla; Talpidae. Gene Ontology annotation, cellular component: mitochondrial large ribosomal subunit. The coding region runs from base 15 to 545 and encodes 176 amino acids.
UUCAGGCUACAAAAAUGGCCGCCACCUUGCUGGUGCUGGUGGCUUCGCCGUGGUCUGGAGUCCGGGGACUGCUCCGGAACUGCUGGGGACGUUUGCAGCAGAAACUUCAGCAGUGUCAGCCAGGCUUUCGCGGUCCUCCGUGGGGCCCAGCAUUAGCAAUCCAAGGUCCAGCUAUAUUUACAGAACCAACCAAUGAUAUCAAUGGAAAUGAGGAGAUUUCCAGUCUUUCAGAGAGAAUCUUUUGGAUGGCAGCUCCCAAAAACAGAUGCAGCAUUGAAGUUAACAGGUGUAGGAGAAGAAACCCACAGAAACUUAUUAAAGUUAAGAACAAUAUAGAUGUUUGUCCUGAAUGUGGUCACCUGAAACAGAAACAUGUCCUUUGUGGCUACUGCUAUGAAAAAGUGCGCAUGGAGACUGCAGAAAUCAGAAGACAGAUAGGGAAACAAGAAGGAGGCCCUUUUAAGGCUCCUACUAUAGAGACUAUGGUGUUGUAUACAGGAAAGACACAGACUGAACAAGAUCAAGGCAAGAGGAUCACUGAAUGA